This is a messenger RNA of Penicillium soppii, 1128 nucleotides long. Its product is annotated as zinc-binding alcohol dehydrogenase family protein. The transcript has a single exon. NCBI's taxonomy places the organism in Eukaryota, Fungi, Ascomycota, Eurotiomycetes, Eurotiales, Aspergillaceae. The record is from RefSeq and is a predicted model, not a curated record. Gene Ontology annotation, molecular function: oxidoreductase activity, acting on NAD(P)H. The coding region runs from base 1 to 1128 and encodes 375 amino acids.
AUGGAUAUCAACAGCGCUGCCUGGUUGACCCGCAAAAACGCCUUUCUUGAGGUGAAUGAUGCCCCAUUGGUCGCCCCGACCGCCCAUCAAAUCGUCAUCAAAAAUGGUGCAGUUGCUAUCAACCCAGUGGAGUGGUGCAAGCAACUGAUGGGCAACCUCAUGUUCAGCUGGAUUAAAUAUCCAUUCAUUCUCGGCAACGACUGCGCCGGUGAGAUCGUGCAGAUCGGUGACGCGGUCAGCCGCUUCAAGAUCGGUGAUCGCGUUUUGGCCCACGCGCUGGGAAUGGACCCAACUGUCAACAACUCCGCGGAGGGCGCGUUUCAGCGUUUCACCAUUAUCCGCGACAACAUGGCGUCUCUCAUUCCGGAAAGGAUGUCAUACGAAGAGGCCUGCGUCUUGCCUCUCGCAGUGUCUACUGCCGCUUGUGCUCUAUUCCAGCAGGACUACCUCGCCCUCGAAAAACCCAAUAUCGAUAACCUCGGGACCCUGACUGCGCCUCCAAAAUACCAGGAAUUUGUCUUGGUGUGGGGAGGAUCGACUAGUGUUGGCUGCAACGCCAUUCAGCUUGCCACGGCCGCCGGAUACAAAGUCAUCGCCACCUCCUCUCCUAAGAAUUUCAAGUACCUCCACGACCUAGGCGCGAAUAAGACCUUCGACUAUGCAAGUGAGACCGUGAUCCACGACAUUAUUGAAUCAAUCGGUACCAAGAGGGUUGCCGGUGCCAUAGCUAUCGGAAACGGAUCCACCGAGGCGUGCAUUCAGAUCCUGUCGAAAACGAACGGAUCGAAGUUCAUCGCUCAGAUCAGUUUCCCGUUCCCGGGGAAAAUCCCACAGACAAAGCUCGGAGUUUUGCGCGCCAUGGCUGCCAUUUUGUGGUCCAAUAUCACCAUCUUUUUCAAGUCGAAGCUCACCGGCACGAAGACCAAGUUUGUCUUCGGCAGCUCCUUGGCCAACAACGAGGUUGGCGCCAUGAUCUACCACGAUUUCCUUCCCCGCGCUUUGGAAGAGGAAAAAUAUGUGCCUGCUCCCAAGGCCGUUGUUUCAGGUCAGGGUCUGGCGCAAAUUCAGCCGGCAAUGAUGCGUCACAUGGAAGGUGUAUCUGCGAGCAAGAUUGUGGUUUCGCUUUGA